UUGCAUCUGCACUCACUGCAGUGAAAAGUGACGUGUGACGAAAGAAACCAUCCUUAAACAACAUCUACUGACGACCCUUCGCGGGCCGCAAACCCUUUCAUCCGGACACACCUUUAUACUGCAAGAACAUGGGCGCAUACCUUUCGGAACCGGUCACGACGAAGGAGUCGAGCGAUGAAUCGAACGACUUUCUCGUUUCCGGUUCCAGCUCCAUGCAGGGUUGGCGCAUCAGUCAGGAAGACGCACACAAUUGCAUACUCAACUUCGACAAAAACAUUUCGUUCUUCGCGGUGUACGAUGGGCACGGUGGAGCGGAAGUGGCUCAGUAUUGCAGCCUUCAUCUGCCGAGCUUUCUGCGUACGGUGGCCGCAUACGGGGAGAAAAAUUUUGAACAAGCGCUAAAAGAUGCGUUCAUCGGGUUUGAUGCAACGCUGCUCAAGGAGAACGUGAUCCAGGAGCUAAAAGUGUUGUCGGAGAAGACGAAUGGCAACGAGGAAGCAGAGGAGGACGACGAGGAAGAGGACGAGUACGAUAACGUGGAUGAUUUGCGUGAAGAAGCGCGCAUGCCACUGGACGAGGUUCUUCAGAAGUACCGGAAGGAAAUAAAGGCCAGCAAUUCGGCGGCAGCAGCUGCCGCCGAAGCUACGAGGUCCCGCCUGAUACAGGCGAUGAAAGAGGGCGACUCUUCGAAACCCAUCUCACCGCUGCUCAAAGGUAAGCGGCGAGAAGUGAGCAGUGAACGGGACGGCGAAAUGGCUGGCGGUUCGGGAGCGAAAAUGCCGUGUAAUGCUGUGGACAUCGGAUCCGCCGAGGCAGCACCGGCAGCGACUGGGAGCAAGAUUGUCGAUGGUGGUGGUAGUGGUGGUGGCGGUCGUAGUGGUAGUGGAGAUACGGCCGCCGAUUCCACGGUCAGCAGUUCUAGCAAUAAUAAGACCGGGGAGGGACUGGACGGGCGAGCCAUGGCAGAGCAAGAACCAUCCUCGUCCUCCUCGUCGGCCAGUGGAGCAGCAACGGUGGCUGCAAAGGAGGGGGACCAAAGCGACGAAAUCAGUGACACGGCUGGCGUAGUGCUGGCUACUUCGGCCCCAGUGCAACCGGAAGUAGCAAGCGUCUCUAAGGAGAACUGUGCUCCGGACAGUUCUUCGUCGGAUCGCAGCAAACAGCAGGCGGUCAAGCUGAAUGGAGACAUAGGAAAGGCCACCGCUUCGUCUGCCGCAGCCGUAUCAUCGUCCUCAUCGGGUGCUGCCGGCCAGGAAAAUGGUGUCGUUUCGAGUGACUGUGACAGUGGGGCAGCGAAUGGCUCCAAGCUCGCCCAGCCCUCUUCCAUCGCUAACGUGCACAGCAGCGGCGCCACCAAAGCCGCCAGUGGCAGCGGUGCCAGUGAAGCUGGCAAUAGGGCAGUUUCGAAGAACGGGCCAAGUGGGACCAAAGCUCCAAACGAUGACGAUGACGACACGGAAGAGGACGAUGACAGCGAUUCCGACGUUGUGGAACCCAUCGAAACAUCCAGCACGGAGGACGGCGAAGAAGAACCCUAUGGUGAGGAAGGCUGCGACGAAGAAGAGGAAGACGAAGAUGGUGAAGAGGAAGCCGAAUACGAGGAGGAGGAAGAUUACAUGAACGAGGAGGACGCCGCAUUCAUGAAGAACAUUACGGACGAACCUGGAAAGGAUAGUGGCUGUACGGCCGUCGUAGCACUCCUGCACGAAAAGGAGCUCUACGUAGCUAACGCAGGAGAUUCGCGAUGCGUUGUUUGCCGGAAUGGCAAGGCACUUGAAAUGAGUUUUGAUCACAAACCCGAAGAUACUAUCGAGUUUACGCGGAUAGAGAAGGCGGGGGGUCGUGUCACGCUCGAUGGACGUGUCAAUGGAGGAUUGAACCUGUCUCGCGCGAUCGGUGACCAUGGCUACAAGAUGAAUGGUUCAUUGCCGCCAGAAAAGCAAAUGAUCUCGGCCCUACCGGACAUUCAGAAAAUUACAGUCGGACCGGAAGAUGAUUUCAUGGUGUUGGCGUGUGACGGUAUCUGGAACUUUAUGACCAGCGACGAGGUGGUACAAUUUGUCCAGGAGCGCAUCAAUAAACCGGGCACUGCACUGUCCAAGAUCUGCGAAGAGCUUUUCGAUAACUGCUUAGCGCACGACACCAAAGGAGAUGGAACCGGUUGUGACAACAUGACGGCCAUCAUCGUCCAGUUCAAGCCCAAUUUCACCGAUUCAGCAUCUCGGAAACGAACUGCUGCCGAGUCUGUGGAUGCGUCGGAAAAUAUCGCCGUAUCAUCUGGAUCGAAAAAGAUCAAAACCGACACAGCGACGUCCGCGGCCAGCACAAGCAGCACUGGCGAUGGGACAGCUUCAUCCACCACUGAAGGAGCUUCCGACGGGGCAACCGCAGCCAGCAAUGGUGGUUUAAUGGCAGUUGAAACGAGCGAAGAAACGGAAGCAGCGGCAGCUGUUGCCUCGAUUGCGGCCACAUCGAUGGACACUUCUCCACCAACAACCGCUGCUGCGUCAUCCGAGGCAGCAUCUUCUUCGACGUGAAGCGGCUUCUGGCCUUCGACGUCUGCUUAAUUUUUGCGACAGUCAUUCUCUGGACAUCAGACCGAUACGGUGACCGGCAAUCGCGCCGGCGUGUGAGUUUCAAUGUUCCGGGAUGAGAUAAAAUGAAGUAUAGUUUUAGAAUUCGGUAUUCUGUUGAGUCUCUCCAUCAGGUCUCUCUCAUCGAGGAAGUUAGUUCAUCAGUUCAUCUCGUUUAGAUUCUGUUCUUUUCCAUCUCCCAUUUCCUUAAAAAGUAGGAAAGGUAAUAUGGGGCAAACCUGAUCGCACCAGGCACAUCCAGAAAGCCUCUUCUGCUGGUUGGCCCAGCAACCAAGGAGGCAAUAGUGUGAAUGUUUGCCGGUUUGGUCAUUUUCCUCGAGCGCUCAUAUUCAGUAUUGCGUUAGUGUGGUCAACGAAUUGAAGGUCUGCAUACAUAUUCCGCGGAGUAUCGCAGUUACGAAGCUCGAGUAUUACCACGCGAGACUAAGAAUUGUUUUUGUCGUUGCGAUACAAAUUGCCAACGAAAGUUUUGUCCGCAGAAGGCUGAGCGCUGUUCCAAUAUGUUUCAUAGAGCACUGUCGAUGUCAGAAAACGAGAAUAAUUUAUAAUUGAAUGCGGUAAAAGCCCUGGUAGUGAAGGUAACAAAAAUGUAAUAUGUAGUGAUGUGUUUUAGAGAUCAAUGGAUGUUAAACUGAGAACGCUUUCCAGCUCUGCAAAGAGUUUAACAGAAAAGCGAACAAAUCACACAAUGGAAAAAUUCUUGACUAAAACUAUGCCUCAAACUCAAUGAACUAUGAACAAACUUCAAUGAACUAUGAAGGUAUAGAAUUAAAAAAAAAUUUGUUCAAUUGUACAUACUUUGUCAAUGUGGAAAUGGUAAAUUGAGCAAAAAGAUGAGAGGCAAAAUAAACAAAGAUCCUUCGAGGAGGAUUUCGUGACUCCUUGUUAACAAACAGUUGUCCGAAUUUAUUCAAACAGUACGAUAAAAAGAAGUUACGUUAAAAUCCAUCAGAACUAAUCAAACAUUGGCAUUGUCGGGGAGAGAGUGACUAGGUGUAGGGUUAAAAAGAAAACAAUCACGCAACAGUUCGCCUCUGGUGUGCGUGAGGUAAGAUGCAACAGAACA
This is a messenger RNA of Anopheles cruzii, 3660 nucleotides long. RefSeq names its product probable protein phosphatase CG10417. The record is from RefSeq and is a predicted model, not a curated record. Lineage: Eukaryota; Metazoa; Arthropoda; Insecta; Diptera; Culicidae. Gene Ontology annotation, molecular function: protein serine/threonine phosphatase activity; cation binding. Gene Ontology annotation, biological process: protein dephosphorylation. Bases 129 to 2537 code for a protein of 802 amino acids. The transcript is spliced from 6 exons.